This is a messenger RNA of Rubroshorea leprosula, 647 nucleotides long. The record is from the annotation of a GenBank genome assembly. Lineage: Eukaryota; Viridiplantae; Streptophyta; Magnoliopsida; Malvales; Dipterocarpaceae.
GAUUCUCCGGAAGAAUUCCCUUGACCCUUCCAAAAAGCUGGACUUUUUUCGAUGGUGUUGCUCUCUCAGACCAAAGUUCAAACACAUUGCAGGCACUUACUCACACAUGUUUCGUACCCUCUGCAGCAUUGGGUUCGUUGAGGAAAUCCCGAAUUUGUUAGUUUUGAUGAAGGAAGAUGGUGCUGUCUUUGGUUCUGAGACUUUCAAGUUCUUGCUCAAUGAGUUUAUUCGGUUUGAUAGGUUCGAUUCUACGCUUGAGAUUCUUGAUCACAUGGAAGAAUUGGGUACUAACUUGAAUCCCAGUGUGUGUGGUACUGUGCUCGUUGCUUUGGUUAGGAAAAACCAGGUGGGUUUAGCGUUAUCUAUAUUCUUGAAGCUUUUAGAAGCUAGUAAUGGCAUUGAUAAUGGGGAUUCUAGUUUGCUCCCGGGUUCAAUUGCAUUUAAUGAGUUGCUAGUUGCUCUUAGGAAAGCAAUUAGGUGAAAGGCUAUUGCAUGGACGUCGCGAACCCGCAAGCUGGGUUCCUCGCGAACCCAGGCUCUUGGGUUUGCCUAGAGGUAAAAGAAAAAAAAGAAAAAAAAAGGCUGGAGGAAGGAGAAGCGGGGGAAGAAGAUGAGGGUAUAUCAGUAAUUAAAGGUAAAAGAUUUAA